Molecule: messenger RNA, 411 nt
Organism: Tricharina praecox
Lineage: Eukaryota; Fungi; Ascomycota; Pezizomycetes; Pezizales; Pyronemataceae
Exons: 4
Coding region: 1-411 (136 amino acids)
Source: RefSeq, a predicted model, not a curated record
AUGAUUUCAAACCCCACCGAGCUCGUCAACCGCGUCUGCAUGUGCGGCUCCGGCGGCCCCAAGAAGUGCGCCUGCGGCGAGGGCUGCGGCUGUGGAGGCUACCUGCCUUGCACUAUGCUGACAAUGGUGACGACCCAAAGCGACGAGGGCGACGAGGGCGACAAGGGCGACAAGUGCGACAAGUGCGACAUGGUAUGUACUAUGAUACCUACUGUUUCGAUCCCUGCGUAUUGCCCGGGCCCGUGUGGGGACAUCAAUGAUCAUGAUCCAGCGUUCUACAUAGUUCGGACUCGUGGAAGGGACUGCACUACAUACAUCCAGUCCGUCCGGAAGUUGAGGUCCAACGGAACGGACCGCAUGUCGGUGAAGGAAUCCUGUUUAAUAUCCUCGAGCAUCAAGGCCGGCGAGUGA